AUGGUGAUUGAAGAAUCACUAGCCGAACGUUUUGGCCUACCUCAAGAAACAACUGAAAUCUGCACAAUGUCCGGAAUAGGUGGACAUAUUGAGUGCUUCAAAAGUCAUAUAUUACAUAUGAAAAUUGGCACCUCCUACGGUGAAGUGAUUAACAUGAAAAUUCAGACUAAAACUGUGGUCACAAACGGGUUCUCAAGUGUAAACCUAAGCCCAGUUGAUAUCGAAAUUCUGAAAGAAAACAAUGUUUGUCUGGCAAAUUCGAAACUUAGAAGGGAAAGCCAAACCCCAAAUGUUCUAGUAGGGUUGGACUAUUAUCAUGAGUUAGUAACUGGUCUUUCUCACCUAAUGAAGACCCCCAGUGGUCUCCAUAUCGCAAAAACUGUAUUUGGAGCUGCGAUAUACGGAAAAGGAGCUGUUCAUACAGGGAACAAAACAGAUACUCUGUUGUGCUAUGGACUCACUGCUGUACACGAAAGCAUCGAACAAGACACAAUUCUCAACUCCAGACCGCUUACAAAAUGUGAUACUGAUGUCAUCACAAAACUUCUUCCACUUUCCAUUGAUUUAUUGCAAGGAAACAUUAGGUAUUCUAACCCAAAUGGAAGUGCAUUGCAUGAACGAACAUGA
This is a messenger RNA of Necator americanus (New World hookworm), 627 nucleotides long. RefSeq lists its product as uncharacterized. The record is from RefSeq and is a predicted model, not a curated record. NCBI's taxonomy places the organism in Eukaryota, Metazoa, Nematoda, Chromadorea, Rhabditida, Ancylostomatidae. The transcript has a single exon. Bases 1 to 627 code for a protein of 208 amino acids.